AUCAUAUGCUCAUAUAAUUUUUCAUUUUUAUUAAGGAAGCCAAAGUCACGUGACCGUUUUUCAUAGACUAAUAACCCCAUUAUAAAAUUGUUGGUUACGUCGUCAAUAAAUAAAUGAAACUAAUUAAAGUACAGUUCUUUAGUUCUAUAUAGUUCUAUAUAGUUUAUUUGUUAUCUUCAGUAAAUAUUGUUUCAUUAUUAUAAAAAUGCUUACAACUAUUAUCUUAGUGGUAGUUGUACUUUUGUUAGCUCGAAGUCUUUUAUCAGAUGUUAAUUUAAAUCCAUUUGGAGAAAAAGCUAAGGAAGAUGAUACAGUUAUUGAAGGUAAAUUUACUCCAAUUACACUUGAAAAAUAUAAUGGAAAAGAUCAUCCUAAAAUCUUUAUGGCAGUUAAGGGAAAAGUCUUUGAUGUAAGUCAAGGUGCUUCAUUUUAUGGACCAGGAGGUCCUUAUGCUAAUUUUGCUGGUAGAGAUGCAUCUCGUGGUUUAGCUAAAAAUUCAUUUGAACUUGAUUGUUUAACUCCUAUAGAUCAGAAAAUAGAUACUUUACAAGAUUUAUUAGCUGUUGAAAAAGAAUCAUUAGAUAGUUGGGAAGAACAUUUUGAUACAAAGUAUCCUGUAGUGGGUACUUUACAUGAGAAUGAUGCCAUCUAAAACCUAUAGAUUUAUCAUCCUAACAAAAACAAAUUAUUUAUGAUCUACAAUUUCCUCUACAGUAUAUAUCUAUAAAAUUCUUCACUAUAAAUAAGUUCCUUUAAUUAGUUGUUAUAUAGUAAUAAAUAAUUAUAUCCUCUAA
This is a messenger RNA of Scheffersomyces amazonensis, 794 nucleotides long. It is a transcript of the gene DAP1, whose product is annotated as Dap1p. The coding region runs from base 206 to 652 and encodes 148 amino acids. Gene Ontology annotation, cellular component: endomembrane system; membrane; endoplasmic reticulum. NCBI's taxonomy places the organism in Eukaryota, Fungi, Ascomycota, Pichiomycetes, Serinales, Debaryomycetaceae. The transcript has a single exon. The record is from RefSeq and is a predicted model, not a curated record.